Brassica oleracea var. oleracea is the source of this 654-nucleotide messenger RNA. RefSeq lists its product as uncharacterized. The transcript has a single exon. The coding region runs from base 1 to 654 and encodes 217 amino acids. Lineage: Eukaryota; Viridiplantae; Streptophyta; Magnoliopsida; Brassicales; Brassicaceae. The record is from RefSeq and is a predicted model, not a curated record.
AUGCGGCCUUUGGCUUAUCAGUUUUUUCGAUUUGAGAUUGGUAAUGGCAGGAAGCCUUUCUUUUGGUUUGAUGAUUGGUUGCAUGUUGGGAAGCUUAUUGAUAUCACUGGAGCGGUCGGUACUCACUAUCUGGGUGUUAAACGAAAGGCGCGAGUUUGCGAAGCUGUUUCGGGACUGCAGUGGAGUGUACGGGGGCAGAGGAGUAGGUACUUUCACGAGCUGCAUGACAAGAUUCAGAACGAACCAGUUCCAAGUCCUAAUGGUGGGGAAGAUUUGAUUCUAUGGAGACACACGGGAGACGAAUAUCGUGAUCAUUUCUUAGCUAAUGAAACUUUGAACCAAAUACGGGAUAAGCAUGAGGAAGUUGGAUGGAGCAGCAGUGUUUGGAUCGCUCAGGGGGUUCCUAGGUUUGCGUUCAUAACGUGCCUGGCGGUUAAGAACAGGCUUGCUACUGGUGAUAGAAUGCGGACAUGGGGCAUUCAGCAGGACUGUGUUCUUUGUGGGGAGAAAGAUAAGACACGAGAUCACUUAUUCUUUGCUUGUCCCUACUCCUACACAGUGUGGGAUAGGCUAGCAAGCAAGUUAAUUGGCUCGUCCAUUAACCCAGAUUGGAAUGAUAAUCUUCCGUUGCUUAAAAAUGGGAGUUUCACUUGA